This is a messenger RNA of Manihot esculenta (cassava), 3241 nucleotides long. RefSeq names its product beta-galactosidase 5. Gene Ontology annotation, cellular component: cell wall; vacuole. The record is from RefSeq and is a predicted model, not a curated record. Lineage: Eukaryota; Viridiplantae; Streptophyta; Magnoliopsida; Malpighiales; Euphorbiaceae. Bases 303 to 2846 code for a protein of 847 amino acids. Gene Ontology annotation, molecular function: beta-galactosidase activity; carbohydrate binding. The transcript has 19 exons. Gene Ontology annotation, biological process: carbohydrate metabolic process.
UUAUAAUUAGAAAUGAAAAUAAUAAUAGUAAUAAUAAUAAUAAAAUUGGAGUGCAUAAAGCAGAAUCAUUGAUCAUUAUAUAAAGCUAGUCAGCUGGUCGGUUGUGUGGUGGUGUGGCCACUGGGCACUGGCCAAAGAGUUCAAGCUCAGUGGUGGAUGGCAUAGCAGAGCAGAGUAGUAGAUCAGACUUCCCAGAAGCUCAUUAACUUUCCUCUUUGUAUCAGUCAUUCUCUGCGCAUUUUGCUUCUCUUUUCAAAUUUUCCCUCCGCCCCAGUUGUCGACAGAGACAGAGAGAGAGAGAGAUGGGAACCAACUCAGUUUCCAAGCUUUUAACCAUCAUCUUGAUGGCCUUGUUUAUGGGUUCUGAGAUGAUCCAGUGCAGUGUCACCUACGACAAGAAGUCCAUUAUCAUCAAUGGUCAAAGAAGAAUCCUCAUCUCCGGCUCCAUUCACUAUCCCAGAAGCACCCCUGAAAUGUGGGAAGAUCUUAUACAGAAGGCAAAAGAUGGAGGAUUAGAUGCUAUUGACACUUACGUUUUUUGGGAUGUUCAUGAGCCUUCUCCUGGCAAUUAUAAUUUUGAGGGAAGAUAUGACCUGGUACGGUUUAUGAAGACAAUCCAGAAAGUGGGGCUAUAUGCUCAUCUCCGCAUUGGACCUUAUGUUUGUGCAGAAUGGAACUUUGGGGGAUUUCCUGUUUGGUUGAAGUAUGUUCCUGGUAUCAGCUUCAGAACAGAUAAUGAGCCUUUCAAGGUAGCAAUGCAAGGGUUCACCCAAAAAAUUGUGCAGAUGAUGAAAAAUGAGAAGCUAUUCGCAUCUCAAGGUGGCCCUAUCAUCCUCUCUCAGAUUGAAAAUGAGUAUGGUCCAGAGGACAAGGCUCUUGGAUCUGCUGGUCAUGCAUAUAUAAAUUGGGCUGCAAAAAUGGCUGUUGGACUGAAUACUGGAGUUCCAUGGGUGAUGUGCAAGGAAGAUGAUGCCCCGGACCCUGUGAUUAAUGCAUGCAAUGGCUUUUACUGUGAUGCUUUCUCUCCCAACAAACCCUACAAACCUACAUUGUGGACUGAGGCUUGGAGUGGCUGGUUUACAGAAUUUGGUGGCCCCAUUCACCAGAGGCCAGUUCAAGAUUUGGCAUUUGCAGUUGCACGAUUCAUUCAGAAGGGUGGCUCAUAUCUUAAUUACUACAUGUACCAUGGAGGAACCAAUUUCGGGCGCUCUGCUGGAGGCCCAUUUAUUACUACCAGCUAUGACUAUGAUGCCCCAUUAGAUGAAUAUGGUUUGAUCAGGGAACCUAAAUAUGGCCAUCUAAAGGAGCUUCACAGAGCUAUUAAGUUAUGUGAACAUGCUUUAAUUUCUUCAGAUCCCAGAGUAACUUCAUUAGGAACCUACCAACAGGCUCAUAUAUUCUCUUCAGGGAAGGGCAGCUGUGCAGCUUUUCUUUCCAAUUACCAUGCAAACUCUGCUGCUAGGGUGAUGUUCAAUAACAUGCACUAUGAUUUGCCUCCCUGGUCCAUCAGCAUUCUUCCGGAUUGCAGGCGUGUUGUAUUUAACACUGCAAGGGUUGGAGCUCAAACUUCACAUAUGCAGAUGUUACCGACUGGUUCUGAGUUGUUAUCUUGGGAGUCUUAUGAUGAAGAUAUCUCUUCUCUAGCGUAUAGUACAAGGAUAACAUCUCAAGGACUUUUGGAGCAGAUAAAUGUCACUAGAGAUUCCAGUGACUAUCUGUGGUACUUGACCAGUGUUGACAUUAGCCCAUCAGAAGCAUUUCUGCAAAACGGACAAAAGCCUAGUCUUACUGUGCAAUCAGCUGGCCAUGGUCUUCAUGUCUUCAUCAAUGGGCAGUAUUCAGGAUCAGCUUUUGGGACCAGAGAGGACAGGCAAAUUACCUUUACAGGACCAGUCAACCUACGUGCUGGAACAAAUAGAAUUUCACUGCUUAGCAUAGCUGUUGGGUUACCGAAUGUCGGGUUGCAUUAUGAAACAUGGAAAACAGGUAUACAAGGUCCAGUUAUUCUGAACGGCCUUAACCAAGGAAAGAAAGACUUAACAUGGCAGAAGUGGUCCUACCAGGUUGGUCUAAAAGGAGAGGAGAUGAAUCUGGUCUCUCCAAAUGGAGCCUCAUCUGUUGAUUGGAUCCAAGGAUCCGUGGCUUCUAAUCAAGGGCAGCUCUUGAAGUGGCAUAAGGCUUAUUUUGAUGCACCUAGAGGAAAUGAGCCAUUGGCUUUGGACAUGCGCAGCAUGGGUAAAGGCCAAGUUUGGAUUAAUGGACAGAGCAUUGGAAGAUACUGGAUGGCUUAUGCAAAGGGAGAUUGCAGUGGUUGCAGUUACGCUGGGACAUACCGGCCGCCGAAGUGCCAACUUGGUUGUGGCCAACCAACACAGCGAUGGUAUCAUGUUCCAAGGUCCUGGUUGAAGCCAACGAAAAAUCUGUUGGUACUUUUUGAAGAGCUUGGUGGGGAUGCAUCAAAGAUAUCUCUUGUUAAGAGAUCAAUCACAAGUGUUUGUGCCGAUGCCAAUGAGCACCACCCAGCCAUUGAGGAUUAUCAUACAGAGAGCAAUGGUGAAUCAGCCAGGCUUCACCACGCCAAGGUUCACCUGCGGUGUGCACCUGGGCAAUCCAUAUCAGCUAUAAAAUUUGCAAGCUUUGGUACUCCAUCUGGAACUUGUGGAAGUUUUCAGCAAGGAACUUGUCAUGCACCAAACACUCAUUCCGUCAUUGAAAAGAAAUGCGUCGGACAGGAGAGCUGCAUGGUUACCAUUUCCAGCAGUAAUUUUGGUCCCGACCCAUGUCCAAAUGUAUUGAAGAAGCUAUCAGUUGAAGCUGUAUGUUCUACAAUGAGUACAGCUGAUUAAAGUAAUGCAAAGAAAUAGAACUCUGAUGGAAAGCAUUGUCAAAUUUCCAUGAGAGAAUGGAAGAUAAAUAAAGGAGUAAGAAGCCAAGAAACAAAGCGAAGAUAAGAAGCAAAGCCACAAAGAGCAGAUCCUCAAAUGCUAUGUCAUUUUAUCUACAAUGUCCAGCUACGUGUUUUAGAUCUCAGUCUGGUUGGAUGGAUUAUGUGUUUCUGCAGAGUAAUUGGUGCUGGGUAGGCAACAGUUAAAGUCGGGUAAUGAUUUAAUUCUUAUGGUUGAAUCAUGGUGAAUGUAAUGUAGAUCUCAAUGUAAUUAAUGGUGGGGAGUGAGAAGAGGGAUUCUUGUGAGAUUAAAAGUUCAUUAUUCGAUGGAAUAAGAAUUAUUCAAUUGCAAAAGAA